AUGGCCGAGUCAAGCACCAGCACAGGGUCCGACGCGCCCCAGGCACCUGAAGACAUGGGAUCCUCGAGAAACGAGCAACAUUGGCCUCUGGGUGAUUUGGUCGUCGACGGGCUCAACGGUCUCGAGAAACACAUGCGCGAUCCAACCGUCAAUCCAGAUCCGUUCCUCAGGUCUCCAUUUUCGGGAGCCACCAAGAAUGACCAGCAUCUCCAAGAAUUCAAAUUCUUUCGGUUAGUUGGCCUGCGCUAUCGGAUCAAAGAGGUCUGUGGCCCAGUUAACGGGAUUUCCAUCGCUGGAGUGGCGCUCAUUCAACGCAUGCAAUGCUCAACAAAAGUGAACAUGACGUCCUCUUGUUUAUUGGCAAUCGAGCUGGCGAUCGGAUGGUUAGAGGGAUCGGAGUUUGACCUUGUCCAGCAUCACUGGUCAGACCCGAGGCGGCGCAUCGACGAGUGUCUGGAACAAAUGAGCUCCGACCAGCUGAAAUCGCUAGGCGAAUUGGCCUCCGUCGUGGCUGUUCAUCUCCGCUGCCUCAUCAUGGCGGUGGCCCUCGGCAAAGAUAUCUAUGGUUUCACUAGUUCCACUCACCGAGAGAUGGCCAAACGGCUCGCGGAGUGUUUUGAAGCUGCUUUAGCUCUGAUACGCCUUCAUUUUCUUCCUCUGGUUCCGGACACCGAUGGUUUUCCAGGCCAAAACUACUACAAGGCCUGGCUUACUACCUGGCACACUCAGCUCGCGUUGGCCAUCCAACUCUUUAUUGAGAGUGUCGACCUAUAUUUCAUCGACGAUGACUUGUAG
Molecule: messenger RNA, 795 nt
Organism: Puccinia triticina
Lineage: Eukaryota; Fungi; Basidiomycota; Pucciniomycetes; Pucciniales; Pucciniaceae
Exons: 5
Coding region: 1-795 (264 amino acids)
Source: RefSeq, a predicted model, not a curated record